Messenger RNA from Dovyalis caffra, 948 nucleotides. The record is from the annotation of a GenBank genome assembly. Lineage: Eukaryota; Viridiplantae; Streptophyta; Magnoliopsida; Malpighiales; Salicaceae.
AUGGGUAAAAUUUGGGUAGAGGUUUGCUUGAUCUCUGCCAGAGGACUCCGGCGCACUUCUUCACUUUGGAAGCUUCAAUGGUUUGCUGUUGGUUGGAUUGAUCCAAAGAACAAAUAUUGUACCAAGAUCGAUGCCUCUGGGAAUGCGAAUCCCACAUGGAAAACCAAGUUCGCUACCCUGGUCGACGAUUCGAACUUUCAAGAUAUGGCACUGCAAGUUGAGGUAUACAGCAGAGAGCCCAUUUUUCUGAGAGAAAGACUUGAAGGGACUGCAACUGUGGUCCUGAAAGAAUUCCUGGCAAAGUAUAGCAAGAGCAAUGAGGCCUCAAGGCCAGGAAUUGAAGAAGUAGGGAGCUAUCAGCUACGCAAAAGAAGUUCCAGUAAACCUCAAGGAUUUGUUGACGUUUCAAUUCACAUCUCCCAGGAAAGGGAAGAGCCAAGUUCAUACCCAGAUUCAGGAAAUGGAGGAAUUGUGCUCAUGGACCCCAGGAACAAUAUUAUUAUACCUACUGAAGGGUCAGGGAAAGCCUAUCCAUCAGAACUGCCACUAGCUCCACUCCGACGACCGGAAAAUCAAUCAUCAAAUAUUCCAUACAGCCAUCCAAUGCCAUACCCUGCAAAUUAUUCAAAUCCAUCAGUAGGUGGCCCAAGUUACCCGCCAGCAGCUGGACCAAGCUAUCAACCAUCUCGAACUCCACCACCACCACCUCCACCAUCUAAUGUUGGUUACAUGCCUACUUUUCUUCCAAAUACAGAUUAUAUAAAUAUGCCAUCGUCUGUAGCUGCACCUGGACCCCGAGGUCCAAGACCUGGUUUGGCAAUGGGACUUGGUGCUGGAGCUUUGGCUGCUGGUGCUGUCAUUUUUGGUGAUGACUUUAUGUCAGGAUUUGAUAUUCCUUCUGGCUUACAUGAUCCUACUCUUACAAUAACAACAAAUCCUCCUUUCUGA